AUGACAAGCGAAUUGCCCUUAGCGGUCACCGCUAGAGCAAUGAAAGCCUUUGAGGAGUUGGAUGUCAUAACUUUCUCCAGCCUGUCCGUGGCUCGCGAAUACAUCUUCAAAACCCUCUGUCGAACGAAUUUCGAAUGGCCAGAGAUGUCAAAGAAAAUGAUUCUUCAGUACGAGGUCACCUUAGAUGAGACUGUCGAGCAAGCAAUCAACCUAAUCGGCGUCUUGGACAUGACCAGUUUCACCAACAAGAGAUCUCUCGUUAGGUGCCUCAUCGCCAUCUUGGACGAGCAGAAGUUCCAGUGGCCCAAAAGGGAAUUAGCCUGGACGUCACAUCAAAAGUUCGCAGGUCUAGUUGCGGAUGAGUUGCACCGACGAGGGGCCUUCACCACCCUCGACCGUUAUACUUUCGAGUCUGAAUUUCGAAGAGAGGACCCCGCGCUUGUACAACCAAUCAAACUAGCAACCGAAUUGGCUGCCGCUUUGAACGUCACGACAAUCAGUAAUGUCUUGGAACUGCGUGACCAGCUCAACUCCAUCCUUGAUCAAAACAGCUUCCAGUGGCCCAAGCUAGAUAUGAGUCCUGCUCAUGCAAAACUUCAUUUUGGAAGUCUAGUUCUGAAAGAACUACACCAAAGACAUGUCGCUACUGUUACUGGGCCGAGAUAUCCAAUUGCCGUGGACCAUUCUAGAGAAGUGAUGAGAAGUUUGGAACACACCACAGAGCCUCACCGCAAUGCCACUGCGCAACCUCAGUCAUUAGGUUUAACCGAGCAUGCCGAAAACCACAGCUUUGAAGAGGCAGGAGAGGCUCACUCAGCUCCUACCGAAACGCCUGGACCGGUCCUUUACAACAAAAUUCAUCUAGUUCCUGGAGCUAAAGCGCCUCAGCUAGAGCCUCGUUCAGGCCCUGAAGCAAGACGUUCUUUGCCUGCGGCACAACAAAAUCAGAACGCGAAGGCCACAGAAAUUCAACCCAAGCCCACCGAUGGCAGCCCCAUUUCCAAUACCACUGCGGCCGGCUCACCAUGUCCGGCAUGUAGCCUCUCUCCGGCGGAGCUACUAGCUGUCAUCGAGGAGUCCAUUCGACGAAAUGCUAGUGAUCUUGGGCGGAAUAUCAUUGAUCAUUUAAGCAGACAGGGUAUCACCGGCGUUCAGCAGAACUCUACCACAGGCCACUUUGCACCACUAGAAAGCUUGCCAGGCCACUCUAGACACUACGAAACAGAUCUACACUCUCGUUCAGAACCUCUUGAGGAGCCCAGUACUGUUCCUGUCAAAGAGCCACGUCCUGAAGCCAUACGCUGCGUGCCUCCUGGGGCACGGCAUGGCCAAGAUCCCGUGGUCAAAGAGGCUCACUCAGCUCCUACCAGAACGCCUGGACCGGCCCCUUGGAACAAGAUUCACCUAAAUCCUGUUCAAGCGCCUCAACCAGAGUCUCGUUCAGAUCCUGAAGCAAGACGUUCUUUGCCUGCGACACAACUUGACCAGGACGCGGCCAAGAAGUCUCCCCCAGAGGCUCCCCCAACUCCUAGUAAAAAGGCUCUAGUUCCUAAAACUACAGCCAAAGCUUCCGAGUCUAGCAAGAAGCCGGACGAGUAG
Molecule: messenger RNA, 1599 nt
Organism: Mytilinidion resinicola
Lineage: Eukaryota; Fungi; Ascomycota; Dothideomycetes; Mytilinidiales; Mytilinidiaceae
Exons: 6
Coding region: 1-1599 (532 amino acids)
Source: RefSeq, a predicted model, not a curated record